CGGCAUUUUCUUUCGUUUGGCCGUGCCACACUCACACUCACUAUCAAUAUGGCAAGAUCUUUCUUUCUUUCUUCCGCCUUGUUGGCGCUGCAAGCUGCCGCACAACAGGGAGCAUCAUACACUGACGCCAAGAGCGGCAUCACUUUCACGGGUUACUCUGCUUCUGGCUUCACCGUCGGUUUCGCUCUACCAGAAACCCCAGCAAAAGACUUUAUUGGACAGAUUGUCACUCCAAUUACCAACGAUGGAGGCUAUGGAGCUCUCACAAUGACAUCGUCUAUGACCGACUCUCUCAUGGUCGUAGCAUGGCCCCAUGAGGACAAGGUCAUCUCAUCUUUCCGCAAAGCCACGGGGUAUACCAACCCAGGCGUCGCCACUGGCGAUUUCAAGCUUACCACCAUUCCCGAUGGAACCUACGUCAACGACACCGCAUUCUCAUACACUUUCUUGUGCUCAAACUGCAUUGGCGAAGAUGGGCUCGUUCUCUCUGAUUCCACCAAUGUACUGGGUUACGCUUGGUCAAAUGACGCUCUCAAGACACCUACCUCAGCUAGCGGAGCUUUGAACUACCACAGCGGUGGCUUUGGUGCGUUUGGAGCCUCUCUAGACACCGCAAAGAGUGCCGAUUACGAAAAAUGGGCGGCCCUUGCUACGGGCGAUGCCUCUGCCGGCACUGGCAACGGUACAGGCAGCGGUAACUCGACUGCACCCAUCACUACUAACCCUACCAAUCUCACGGCCUCCAUUGCCAACGAGACUUACGAUUACAUUGUCUGCGGAGGUGGACCUGCGGGUAUCAUCUCUGCCAGUCGUCUUGCAGAGAGCGGUGCUUCCGUUCUCUUGGUUGAGCGUGGUGGUCCCUCUUACGCAGAGACUGGCAACAAGGAUACGCUAUCCUGGAAUAGCACAAGGACCAUGUACGAGGUCCCUGGGUUCGCCUACUACCUCAGUCAAGUUGGCAAGCCUGCUUACUGCACCGAUACUGCGAACAUGGCCGGCUGCAUCCUUGGUGGCGGCACUAUGGUGAAUGCCCUCAUGUUUGUUAAGCCCCAAGCUCGUGACUUCGACGACAAGUGGCCCACGGGAUGGAAGUGGAACGAUGUUGCUAAAGCUGCCGACCGAUUGUAUGAGCGCAACCCUGGCCAAAACUACGGUUCUAUGGAUGGUGUGCGCUACAACAACGAGGCUUACGAGGUCCUCUCCAAAUUCUUCGAAGCACAGGGCUGGGAACAGACUGAUUUCAUCAAGGGAGACCACAAUGCGCGGAAGGAUGUUUACGGCUACCCACCUUGGGAUCUCGCCAAUGGACUCCGCAAUGGACCUGUGCGCUCGUACCUCCCCAUUGCGAAGCAACAGAAGGGCUUCAAGCUUAUGCUCAACACCAACGUCGUCCGGGCUGUUCGCGACGGCUCUGCCAUCUCAGGAGUCGAGUUGGAGACUGAAGCUGGCGCUCGUGUCAUCUACAACGUAAAGGCUGGCGGCAAUGUUAUCCUUGCAUCGGGCGCCAUGUCUACUCCUCGCAUACUCUUCAACUCUGGUAUUGGUCCUGCUGAGCAGCUCCAGACUGUUGCGUCCGGCACCAGCGGUGUCAAGCUACCCGCUGAAUCUGACUGGAUUGACCUCCCCGUUGGUGCUGAGAUCAAGGAUCACACCAUCUUCACCAUCAAGUUCAACACCAACAGCACCCUUCCCGCUCUUCCCACUACCGAUUUCACCAGCCCAAGCCAGACUACAGUGGAUCUUUUUGCCAAGGGUGAUGGUAUCCUCGCACAAUCCGGCCAGCGUCUCAACUUCUGGACUUCCGUCAACACCACCAGCGGCAAAGAAGUAUUCAUUCAGGGCACUUGCAACGGACCUGCCAACAACACUGUUCAGAUGAAGAUUUACCUGACCCACGGCACUAGCUCUAUCGGAAGCUUGGGAAUCACUCCUGACGGCGCCACUGAGCUUACCAAGGAGCCUUGGAUGCAGACUGACGAAGACAAGGAGGCCAUUACCACUUUCAUGAACCGUCUCCUCAAGAUGACCAAUGCUCCCGGCUCCAGUCUCUCUGUCCAGUCUUCUGGCAGUGGCAAUGUUACCGCUGCCGAUUUGAUCAAGGACCAUGUCACUGGCUCCCACUGGGUUGGCACGGCAAAAAUGGGCAAGAAAGGUGAGGCUGGCGUUGUCGUUGACUCUGACACCAAGGUCUACGGAACCGACAACUUGUUUGUUGUCGACGCUUCUUUCCACCCUGAUCUACCCACUGGAAACACUCAAGCCAUUGUCAUGGUCGCUGCUGAGAAGGCUGUUGAACGCAUCAUGGCUCUCAAGGGCGGAAAGGUGCCCUCUGCUUCCAACGUAGCUCCCGUUGCAUCCGCAGCUGCAUCCUCCGAAGCAGUCCCAACUCUGUCGGCUAGCUCUGCCCCAGUACAGGCGACCCCUCCCACGCAGUCUACCCCGGCUGCCAACCCCUCUCAGUCCGUUCAACCUUCCAAAGCAUCGCAAACUGCGGCUCCAUCCCAGCCAACCCAGUCCGCCCCAAGCAAUGGCAACAAGCCAAACCCUUACUGGCAGGCGCCCCCGGGAAACUCUUGGUGGAACCCAAAGGAAAAGCGCCAGACUGUUCACAGGCACCUUCGUAAGCGGGCAUAUGCUCAUGGUCCCGUCUGGCCUAACCCUACCGAGAACUAA
Messenger RNA from Periconia digitata, 2673 nucleotides. The record is from the annotation of a GenBank genome assembly. NCBI's taxonomy places the organism in Eukaryota, Fungi, Ascomycota, Dothideomycetes, Pleosporales, Periconiaceae.